GGCAUUCAUCUUCUUCUUGUCGGCCUGAAGUUCUUUUUCCUCAGUUUUUGCGAAUAUUUCUUGUGUUUUGGAAUGUUUGAUUAAAAGUAAGUGUUUGAAAUAGUAGCACCAUGCUACCACCAAACACGUGCCGAACAUGCGCUCUGCAAAACCCCGAUUUACAGCCGCUUUCCGCUUGUUUGGAAAAGGACGCCAAUAAGAGUUUCUACGAGGUGCUCCACGAGCUAACGCAAAUCGAUCCCCUCCAAGAGAGCUUGGACUCCAGCCUACCCCAGCAUUUGUGCAGCGAUUGCUUGAAAAGAUUGGAGAAUGCCUAUUCUUUUGUGCAGCAAGCCAGAAAGGUUAAUGGGGAACUCUUGGUACGGUUGAGGGAAUGCCUUGAUGAGACACCUAUAGACCUACCCCAGGAACAGAAAAUAAAAACGGAAAUUGCAGCCGAUCCAGAAGCAGGAAAUGAGGAUGAGGAGGCCCUUCAAACUCCAACGGUGGAAUGCAAGUGGGAUGCGGAAAGUGACAGUGAUAAUAGGGAGAACCCUGUUACUGCCAGCGAAUCGGAGGAAGUCGAUGAAAAGCCGUAUCAACUGCGAAGAAGUGCCCGUAAGGUCAAGCAGCCAACAGAAAGUGAAAAUGAAGACAUCAACAUCAACGACAAAUCCCCCGUAAAACGCCGGCGAGGACGGCCUCCUGGCAAGGCCAAGAGCCAAUCAUUGACCUCCGAUGGUCGGUAUGCCUGCCAGGCGUGCGGAAAAAGUUUCUCCUGGUACCGCGACAUGCAGCGCCAUUCACGGAGUCAUUUCGACAAAAACAACUUCGUUUGCCGAACCUGCGGAAAGGGAUUUCUGCGUAAGGACAAUUAUGUGUUUCAUCUUCGCAGCCACAACAAAAAAGCGGCUAAGAUGGAGUCCUUAAAGCUGGGCAACGAGUGGAUCUUUGCCGAGCGCUUGUACUCCUCCGGCAGCCCUAAAAGAAUCGAAUGUAAGCUAUGCAACAAUAAGUACGAACGAGUCCAGGAUCUCAGAUGCCAUUUGGACACUCACAUAAGCCUAGACAGUCUACAUGCCUUAUGCCCGGAUAGCGACGUGGUCCGAGAGCAUUACCAAACACACUCCGGCGACAUGGAGCGAAUCAAACAAAUGAUUGUAGCGGAUGUAGCCAAGGGAGUUUUGGAAAAGUUUGCAUCGGUGGUCAAUUUCCAUGGUUAUGAGCUGGAUAUUAAUGACUCCGAUGGGGAAUCCUCUCUAGAAGAUGCCAAAUACGUCUGCGACAUGUGCAAUGUAGGAUUUGGUCGCAAACACCUUUUAGUACGGCACACGCUGGAGGAACACGCUCGUGAUCAGGCAGAUGAGCUACCUUGGCAACGUUGCAGCUUCUGCAAAGUCGGAUUUCUGUCCUCGGCGCUCUACAAUCAGCAUUUGCACCACCAGUGCCACAACAAGCUUAAGAAGUAUCACUGUCGAAAAUGUCCUGGAAAGUUUAUGUGGCUGGAGAACCUCGAAAAACACUCUUGCUCUCAUCCAGCUAACAUGGAACGUCAGAUCUUCUGUACCUUGUGCGACGCCCAAAUGCCCACUCUAGCCAAGCUACGCAUCCACCUCGUUCGCCAUCAAAAAGAUUUUGAGGACUUCAAUCCUGAUCUCCAGACUAUGUUCUUUCAAUCCUUCUAUCCCAAUGGCUUGGAAUGCACUCCCGCAGAACUGAGUGCUCGUAUCAUUGAGGACUUCGAAGUGCAGGACUUUGACCGCUAUUACAACGCUGCUACCUCCAGUGGUCGCGAGCUGGAUAUCUUUGAUUCCGAAACUGAAGAAUCGGAAGCAGAAGAUGGCGAAGCACCGCACCACACCUGUGUUCUUUGCGGAAAGGUGUCAAAGAGGCUAUUGGUCCUACUGCAGCACCAGAAAAGUUUUCAUACCGAGGAAUCAGGUGCCUUGCCCUUCUCUUGUGAAGAUUGUCAAGAGGGAUUUGUGUGCGACGCAUUGCUUCAGAAGCAUCGCAGGCGAUGUAGCGCAAAGAGGCAUUCAAGGUUCCACUGCCCAAACUGCAAUCUACACUUUAUGUGGCAGGGCAACUACGAGAGGCAUCUAAAAGCUCACCACGACCAGGAGGAGAGUCCGGAGCUGGAAGAAAGUCGUUCGUUGAGACCAUGCUCCUCCGCAGCCAAGCUGCAGUGUGAUGAGUGUGAAAAGACUUUUAUUUGGCACAAAGACCUCACCCGCCAUAAGCGCAUUCACCAGACAGAAGUAAAGUAUAAGUGCACCCACUGCGAUCGCAAGUUCCACCGAAAGGAUAAUCUUAAAUCUCACAUGCGGGUGCAUUCCACGGAGCAACAAUCCGAUCAAACGGCAGAGCACACCUUAAAUGGUUCAGAUAAUGAUCCAUCCAUUUUGGGCCAGCUAUGUCGUCCACAUGGCUGCAAGCAGAUCCAAUGCAUGAUCUGCCUUUCCCGACACUCCAAAAUUUCAGAUCUUCGGGCACACCUUACAUCCCACAAGUACUCAGUGACGUUCUCCGAGUUUAGAGAUAUUGCCACCGCAUCAAAAUCCAUGUAUCCUGAACUACCUGCACCUUUGAACAAGUCCCAGCUGGCGGAGAGAAUAAUGGCUGAUGUGGAUAAAGGAUGCGACCUGGACAGAUUCAUUUCCAUCGCCAACGAAUCGGGCUUAGAGCUGACUCUAGAUAGCAGCGAGACAGAUACUGAGUCGGAUCAGGAGGAGAAUCAUUCCACUCACACCUAUACCUGCAAUAUCUGUGGAAUACAGGUCAAUCGAAAAUACCAGCUCUAUGCCCACCACUUGGAAAAGCACACGGGGGCAGAGACCCCCUAUUCAUGCACCCAUUGCCAGGCAAGGUUCCUUGACAAGGCCCUUCUAGAUCACCACUCCCGAACUCUUUGCCGGAAUUCCCAGAAACGAUUCCAGUGCCGCAAGUGCCCGCUUCGAUUUCGUUGGCGAGAGAACUUAAAAUUACACAACAAUGUGGCCCACCAGCCGAAAGAAACUCCGCCUGAAGGAAAAUCCGUAUCCCCCCAGGGCGAGAGCGAUCUGCACUGUAUACCAUGCCAGCGAAGCUUCAAAAUGCAGAAGGAUCUUACGCGACACAACUUGAUGCAUACCCAGGAUUCUAACAUAUAUCGGUGUCGAUGGUGUGCCCGCCGCUUCUACCGUUGGGCUAAUCUCCUCCAGCAUAUAGUACGCCACGGGAUCCGGGCUAACCAAUUGCCCUAUGCUGAGGCUCUUCUUGACUCAUAUGGACAUCCUGGAGGUAACAAGAUCAUCCAAUGUCGCGUUUGCUCUGUAAGUUUUCCCACAAUUGCUGCACUGCGUCUGCAUCUUGAAACCAGCCCGGUGGGCAGUCACCAUGAGCCCUUGUCGCUCCAGAACUACUCUAUAACAAAUCAGAUGGGAUAUGAGCUAACACUGGAGGAUUCUGAAACGGACGAGGAAGGCUGUAAACCACCGGGAGCUCCGGCCUUUUAUACAUGCGGCAUGUGCCAACUGCGGUGUGUGCGGAAAUUCGAGCUUCAACAGCAUCAGCAGGCCAUGCACCGAAUUGAAAAGAUUCCAGACGGUUGCGAUAAAUGCAUCUUCAAGAGCGUGUGCCCAGAACUGAUUGCCCAUCAUGUAAGAACGCAGUGUGGCAACCAGCAAAAGCAUUUUACCUGCACGCGAUGCGGAUACAAGUUUAUGUGGGAAUCCAAUCUUUUGCUUCACAUGCAACUGCAACAUGAGAACAAGGAGGGUGCAGAACAGGACCCUGCCAUCCAGGAAUCGCCUGAUGAGCCGUACAAAGCUACAUGCCAAAUUUUUCAAUGUGGUCUGUGUCCUAGAAAGUACAACCGCAAGGAUCGACUGACGGCGCACAUAAAAAAGUUUCAUGGUCCCAAUGUGGAGAAGACACCCAUGCGGCCACCGAUCUCAGAGCCCAAGGAGCCCAAACGAUUUCUCUGCGCCUUUUGUGGCAAGGCCGUUAGUUCGUCCUCAAACCUAAUCAUUCAUAUGCGGCGUCAUACUGGUGAGAAGCCCUUCAAGUGCGACUAUUGCGAUAUGGCUUUUCCCCGAUCCUCAGAUCUCCAGUGCCAUCGAAGGACGCAUACUGGCGAGAGGCCGCACGUGUGCACGGUAUGCCAGAAGGGAUUCGCCCGAUCCUACAAACUUCAGCAGCAUAUGCGUAUCCACAGCGGAGAGAGGCCCUAUAAGUGUACCUACUGCGAGAAGAGCUUUACCCAGUCCAACGACUUGACCCUCCACAUCCGGCGGCACACGGGUGAACGCCCAUACCAGUGCGGCGUAUGUGGAGAUCGCUUUAUUCAGGGCACCGCUUUGAAAAAUCAUCGCCUACAACAUGGCCACCAUGAGGAUAGCGCCAAUGUCCAGGGCUCGGCAACGGAAAUUACUGCAAGGCGUACGGUCCUAGAAAAGUUUUCUGUCUAAAAGGGAUAGAAGAAAAUGCUUUCCUCCACUCAUAGGUUGAAUAUCCUCAUAUUUUUAUUUCUUUUACGAAACUGUAUUUUUGUAAAAUAGUUGUAAGCUUUCAAUGUUGAAAUUGAAAUACAGUCUUGAAGACUGUCCAGGCACGUGCCUGGUCACAUUGUUUGGUUUAGGGAAGUAGUGUGACCGUAUUUGAUCACCCAUCUGCUUUUAUCUUGUUGCGAAUU
Drosophila bipectinata is the source of this 4651-nucleotide messenger RNA. RefSeq names its product zinc finger protein 721. Gene Ontology annotation, molecular function: zinc ion binding. Gene Ontology annotation, cellular component: nucleus. Lineage: Eukaryota; Metazoa; Arthropoda; Insecta; Diptera; Drosophilidae. The record is from RefSeq and is a predicted model, not a curated record.